Molecule: messenger RNA, 1781 nt
Organism: Manis pentadactyla (Chinese pangolin)
Lineage: Eukaryota; Metazoa; Chordata; Mammalia; Pholidota; Manidae
Gene: TUSC3
Product: tumor suppressor candidate 3
Exons: 11
Coding region: 199-1245 (348 amino acids)
Cellular component (GO): oligosaccharyltransferase complex
Source: RefSeq, a predicted model, not a curated record
GGUCCCCUCUCCCGGUGAACCGGAUGCUCAGGCAGUUUCCUCUCCGCGUCCUCUGCGGCCGCCCGGGUGCCUGGCGUCGCUGCGGGAACCCACGAGGGCUCAGGCGGGGGCUCCCGGCGGCGGGUCCGCAGGUGUAGGCGCCGGGAGGAGCUGGGCGCCCACGGCUACCGAGCGUGGAGGAGACAUUGCCCUGCGGCGAUGGGGGCCAGGGGCGCUCCUUCACGCCGGAGGCAGGCGGGGCGGCGGCUGCGGUACCUGCCCACCGGGAGCUUUCCCUUUCUCCUCGUCCUGCUGCUCCUCUGCAUCCAGCUCGGGGGAGGACAGAAGAAGAAGGAGAAUCUUUUAGCCGAAAAAGUAGAACAGCUGAUGGAGUGGAGUUCCAGGCGCUCAAUCUUCCGAAUGAAUGGCGAUAAAUUCCGAAAAUUUAUAAAGGCCCCGCCUCGCAACUAUUCCAUGAUUGUCAUGUUCACUGCUCUUCAGCCUCAGCGACAGUGUUCUGUGUGCAGGCAAGCUAAUGAAGAGUAUCAAAUACUGGCUAACUCCUGGCGCUAUUCCUCUGCAUUCUGUAACAAGCUCUUCUUCAGUAUGGUGGACUAUGAUGAGGGGACAGAUGUUUUCCAACAGCUGAAUAUGAACUCUGCUCCCACAUUCAUGCAUUUUCCUCCAAAAGGCAGACCCAAGAGAGCUGACACCUUUGACCUUCAACGAAUUGGGUUUGCAGCUGAACAACUAGCCAAGUGGAUUGCUGACAGAACAGAUGUCCAUAUUCGAGUCUUCAGACCACCCAACUACUCUGGCACCAUUGCUUUGGCCCUGUUAGUGUCACUCGUUGGUGGUUUGCUCUACUUAAGAAGGAACAACUUGGAAUUCAUCUAUAACAAGACUGGUUGGGCCAUGGUAUCUCUGUGUAUAGUCUUUGCUAUGACUUCUGGCCAGAUGUGGAAUCAUAUCCGUGGACCUCCAUAUGCUCAUAAGAACCCGCACAACGGACAAGUGAGCUACAUUCAUGGAAGCAGCCAGGCACAAUUCGUGGCAGAGUCACACAUUAUUCUGGUACUAAAUGCUGCUAUCACCAUGGGGAUGGUCCUCCUGAAUGAAGCGGCAACGUCCAAAGGCGAUGUCGGGAAAAGACGGAUCAUUUGCCUAGUGGGAUUAGGCCUGGUGGUGUUCUUCUUCAGUUUUCUACUUUCCAUAUUUCGUUCCAAGUACCACGGCUAUCCUUAUAGUGAUCUGGACACUGAGUGAGCAGAUGUGAUGGGGAGCAUGGCACUUUAACACUGUAACCCAAGCUUUUUAAUUAAAUGAAGCCAAGUGGAGUUUGCAUAAAGUGAAUGUUUACCAUGAAGAUAAAGUGUUCCUGACACACUAGUUUGACUUCUUGAGCUCAUUGCCUUGUUGAUUGUGAUACUCUAGCUUAUUCUUGUACAAUUUUUUUUAAAUGUGAGUUUUCCUAGUGAAUUUAAUUUAUAGACGUGGAAAAUGAUUACAUGUCAUAUGAGCACUGAAAAGAACAAAGGAAACAUUGAGGUGUUUUCAAACAUAUUACAUUCAGUGCAUUCCAAUAGGAUUGAAUGGAAUAAAUGCCCAUGUAAUAAUGAAUUCAUGUUUAGAACUUCCACUCAUCAGUAAAAAAAAACCACAAUGUAAUAAGGGAAAACUAUGAAAUGUAUGUUAAAGAAUUCUUAGGGUUUUACAAGAUAAGUAUAUGCAUGAGAAUAUGUCACGUACUGAAAAAUUAAACUUACUGUUCUUUCAGUAUAAAGGAUGUGUAUGGUUAUAAA